UGCUCUGCCUGAACCUAUUGGGACAACAAGCAUGAAAGUGAAAUCCUCCUCUGUAAGAAGAGUUGUAGCAAUUUUAGCUCCUGUAGUUGGCUUCAUUUUGCUUAGCAUCUUGUUCCUCGGCACCUAUUUUAUACGUAAACGAAGAACACAACGAAAAUAUGAGAUGGAGAUGGAGGAAGAGUUUGGGGAGCUACAAGGAACACCAAUGAGGUUCACAUUUCAGCAGCUAAAUGCAGCAACCGAGCAAUUCGCAGACAAGCUCGGGGAAGGAGGAUUUGGGUCUGUUUUCAAGGGUCAAUUUGGUGAUGAAAGGAUUGCAGUAAAACGUUUGGAUCGAGCGGGUCAGGGCAAAAAAGAAUUUUCUGCAGAGGUUCAAACAAUUGGCAGCAUUCAUCAUAUUAAUUUGGUCAGAUUAAUUGGUUUCUGUGCAGAGAAAUCGCAUAGGCUCUUGGUAUAUGAGUACAUGCCAAAAGGAUCCUUGGAUAGAUGGAUCUAUCAUCAACAUGACAAUGAUUCACCUCCCCUGAAUUGGAGCACGCGGUGCAAGAUUAUCACUCACAUAGCUAAGGGUCUCGCUUAUCUUCAUGAGGAGUGCAUGAAAAAGAUUGCCAAUUUGGAUAUCAAACCACAAAACAUCCUCUUAGAUGAUGACUUCAAUGCUAAACUUUCUGAUUUUGGACUAUGCAAGCUCAUUGACAGGGAUAUGAGUCAAGUGUUUACCAAAAUGAGAGGCACACCUGGAUAUUUAGCUCCUGAAUGGUUGACAUCACAGAUCACGGAAAAGGCUGAUGUCUAUAGCUUUGGUGUUGUGGUCAUGGAAGUCAUCAGCGGAAGAAAGAACCUCGACAAUUCUCGAUCCGAAGAGAGCAUCCAUCUCAUCACCCAAUUGGAGGAAAAGAUUGAUUGCAAAAGAAGGCCUAAAAUGUCUGAGGUAGUCAAGGUCUUGGAAGGUGCCAUGAAUGCAGAGAGCAACAUUGAUCAUAACUUCGUUGCAACAUAUCAAGUGUAUUUCAGCGCUGCUGGAAAUGUGGUCUCAUCGGUUCCACCUCUAGCUCCACAUGUAUCAGGUCCCAGGUGAAAUGACAAAAUCUUGACAACAUAGACAAUUAGAUUACAAGCAGGACAUGAGAUAUUCUUAUGUAAAGCAAAUGACAAGUCUGUUGUAUCUUCUAAAAUUAUUAUAAUCUGAAGCCCCUUAUCUUGAGUUAAUUUUACCUGCAAAGUAUUUCAAUAUUGCAAACCUUCUUGUUCUACAGCAGCUGGACUUAAUUUAUUUAUUAGAAUGUUCAAUUUUUUCAUGUAAUGCAAGUCUGUUUUCAGAUCAACUA
Triticum urartu is the source of this 1328-nucleotide messenger RNA. The record is from RefSeq and is a predicted model, not a curated record. Lineage: Eukaryota; Viridiplantae; Streptophyta; Magnoliopsida; Poales; Poaceae.